AAAUUGGUCUCCACCACCACCAUAUUCCUUUAAUUCUCUUACUGUGGUUGUUACGAAACGAACCAAAACAACGAUAGCGCUGUGAAUCGCUUCCUUCCUUCCUUCAUUCACCUUCAAUUCAAAUCUCUUUCCUUAAAGUCUCGUUUGCAUCACAAUUCCCAAGAAACUUGUUUCGAUGGUGCGAGCUCCGAAUCCGCAGCAUCUGGAAGCGAACACGCCUUUAAUCGUACAGGGAGAGGGUUUGACAAAUGAUGGGCUUAUUCCUCAGAUAUUUUCAUCUAUGCCAGCUCUUAAUGAUGCUGCUUCUUAUCUUGCACAGACAACAUCAUACUUAACUGGUUGUUUCUCCGAUUUUUCAGUAGAACAUUCCCCCAGCGGUCCUGGUGCUCCUGUCCCUCAUGCACAAGAGCUUGUGGAUUUUCCUUAUGCAGAAAUUGAUGCAUCUUCAUCUACUGAAAUUGAUAAUAUUCCUUCAAACAGAAUGCAUUUAACCAGUGUUGAAUCAUCUAAGGCUUCAACUUCAACAUGUCCACAAACGCAAGAUGAAAUCACCAGUACCUCUGGUGGAGUUCCGUUACAAAAUUCCAGUGCACUUGUUGAAUCGAAUCGAACUGGACAAAGUGGCAUUUCCAUGUUCCAAAGCCUGAUUGAUCGUGCUCGAAGGACUGUGCGUGGAUCUGCAGAUGAUAUAGGAUGGCUUCAACGUGAUCCAGCAAUGCCUCCAGUUGAAGAUGGAACUGAAAGGUUCCUUGAAAUUCUGGAUAACAUCAAGCAUGGUGUUCACAGGUUACCAAAUUCAGUGGUUUAUUUGUUAGUUCCAGGUCUCUUCAGUAAUCAUGGCCCACUUUACUUUGUCAAUACAAAAGUCAGUUUUUCAAAAUUGGGUUUGGCCUGUCAUAUUGCAAAGAUUCAUAGUGAGGCCUCAGUGGAGAAAAAUGCUAGAGAGCUGAAAGAGUACAUUGAGGAAAUUUAUUGGGGUUCACAGAAACGUGUUAUGCUUCUUGGACAUAGCAAAGGAGGAGUAGAUGCAGCAGCUGCUUUAUCGUUGUAUUGGUCUGAUUUGAAAGAUAAAGUUGCUGGGUUGGCAUUAGCCCAAAGUCCCUACGGUGGAACUCCUAUAGCUUCAGAUCUUCUGCGUGAAGGACAGCUUGGCGAUUAUGUGAAUUUACGAAAACUUACUGAGAUUCUUAUCUGUAAAGUAAUUAAGGGUGACAUGCGAGCUUUAGAAGACUUGACAUAUGAAAGGCGGCGAGAGUUUUUGAAAGAGCAUCAUCUGCCAAAUGAAGUCCCAGUUGUUUCCUUUCGGACUGAAGCUGGCAUUUCCCCUGCUGUUUUAGCCACAUUAUCUCAUGUUGCACAUGCUGAAUUUCCACCCCUAGUUGCUCCGACCGGUGAGUCUACAAAACUUCCUGUGGUGAUGCCCCUUGGUGCGGCAAUGGCUGCUUGUGCACAAUUGACUCAGGUUAGGUAUGGUGAGAAAAGUGACGGCCUUGUGACAUGCCGAGAUGCAGAAGUUCCUGGAUCCGUUGUGGUGCGACCUAAGCGAAAAUUGGACCAUGCUUGGAUGGUUUAUUCAUCGCUAAAUGAUGACCCUUCUGAAGGAGAUGCAUCUCAGGUGUGCGAGGCUCUCUUGACUCUACUUGUGGAAAUCGGACAGAAGAAGAUGCACGAGUUUGCAAUGAAAGAUGAAUGAAGCAUUCCAGUGAAGUUUUGGACCUGUACAUGUUUCUCUCUCCAAAACUCUAUAUUCAAUUUAUUUUUUAUAGUCUAACCGAUAAAAAUAUUGAAGUAGGUCAUAUAUGUAACGAAUGCAUUAAUAUAUGUAGCUGUAGAGUGAACGUACAUAGAUGCCACAGGGCAUGGUGAAGUAAAGCUUUCAUGUGAUUUUUGUAAGAAACUGGUAAUGCAAUGCAGUGGGAUGACUGCUUUGGUCU
This is a messenger RNA of Vigna angularis (adzuki bean), 1934 nucleotides long. RefSeq lists its product as uncharacterized. Bases 176 to 1693 code for a protein of 505 amino acids. The record is from RefSeq and is a predicted model, not a curated record. Lineage: Eukaryota; Viridiplantae; Streptophyta; Magnoliopsida; Fabales; Fabaceae. The transcript has 9 exons.